UUUCAAUUUUUUCACUGAGGAGGUUUCCUGAAAGUCGAGACGAUCUUGGAGCAAAAAUUAGAAGAGAUGCCCACAAUGAAGAGGUUAUUCUCAGCGGUCUGUUUAUGGAUCUUGUUUCUGAUUGCUACAAUUGUCUUGAUUCUGAACCAAUUAAAUGAUAGUGGUGUCUCAUCCGAACAAAAGGUUGUCGAUGAAGAAAUCAAAUUGGGGAAGAAUCCUACGACGGUGACUCACAGAGUAUACUUUGAUAUCGAAAUCGGUGGAAAGCCCUCUGGACGAGUUGUUAUUGGCCUAUUUGGAGAAACAGUCCCUAAAACCGCAGAGAAUUUUCGCGCUCUUUGCACGGGAGAGAAAGGAAUGGGGAGGAGCGGGAAGCCUCUACAUUACAAAGGAAGCAAAUUCCAUAGGAUCAUUCCCAGUUUUAUGAUGCAGGGAGGUGAUUUUACUCGUGGAGAUGGCCGAGGUGGAGAGUCAAUAUAUGGCGAAAAGUUUGCAGAUGAAAAUUUCCAAUUGAAACAUGAUGGUCCAGGUUUUGUGUCAAUGGCAAACUCUGGGGAGGACACAAACGGAUCACAGUUCUUUAUUACAACUGUUAAAACUAGCUGGUUGGAUGGGCACCAUGUUGUGUUUGGAAAAGUGGUUUCGGGCAUGGAUGUUGUGUUCAAGAUGGAAGCCGAAGGAAGUCAGGGGGAUGGAAAACCAAAGACUGAAGUUUACAUUUCAGAAAGUGGAGAACUUCCAGUAUAGUUCUGGAAACAGAGAUUGUUGAUAACAAAGGUCCUCUCUCCCUACAACUUUCUCUCUAGUGAGAUGUAGGCAUCAGCUUCACAUUAGAAUCGAUCAUUCCAAUGACAUCUAAUGUUCUCAUUCACAUUAUUUAUCAUUUCUAUACAUUGGAUUGUUAUCUUUGUAAAAUGUCAAGAUUUUCCUUCUAAAAAUGGUAGAUUGGUGUUGAAGUUUUAGCA
This is a messenger RNA of Cucurbita pepo subsp. pepo (vegetable marrow), 965 nucleotides long. RefSeq names its product peptidyl-prolyl cis-trans isomerase CYP19-4. Gene Ontology annotation, cellular component: cytoplasm; intracellular membrane-bounded organelle. Gene Ontology annotation, molecular function: cyclosporin A binding; peptidyl-prolyl cis-trans isomerase activity. The record is from RefSeq and is a predicted model, not a curated record. NCBI's taxonomy places the organism in Eukaryota, Viridiplantae, Streptophyta, Magnoliopsida, Cucurbitales, Cucurbitaceae. Gene Ontology annotation, biological process: protein peptidyl-prolyl isomerization; protein folding.